CACCCCUUGCCGCGGGCCGCCCGCCCCCGGGCUCGCGUCCCCUUUAAGCCUUCCCCAAGCUGGAAUGCGAGAGGAGCAUUUCGGCGCCCUGUGAGGUCAGAUAAAGACACUAUAUUUAUCUAGCCGGUAACCUGAGCCGUGAAUUUCUGCCGUGGCGUUUUUUCGCGGCCCCGCGGCCUUCCAGCGCAGCCCCCUCGGGCCGUUUCGCCCGGUCCCCGGAGGGUGCGGGAGCCCAGCCGUGGGGCGGGUGCUGUCGGCCCCCCGCAUCGCUCAUCUGCUCCGGCCCCAGAGGAAGAGCCCCGGAGGCAGGAUCGGCUCCUGGCUGCGCCGCGCCGCCGUGCCCCGUGAGCAGCCGCUCGCCCGCGGCCGUGCCGGCCGUGCCCCCGUGAGCAGCCGCCGCCCCGCGCGCAGCCGAUGCCUCCGGCGGAGCCUGCGGAGCCCCGGCCUGCAGCAUGUCCCAGCUCUCCUCCACGCUGAAGCGCUACGUCGACUCGUCCCGCUAUGCCGAGACGGCCUACGGCAAGGCGCCCGCCGGCUACAGCUCCUACUCCUCCUCCUAUGGCUCCGCUCUGGCUGCCUCCUACCUGGACAAGGACAAAAUCGGCUUCAAGACCAGCCCCACCACCAGCUACCUGGCCGCCCCCCGCUACCGCCACGCGGGGCUGUCCCCCCCCGGCAGCUACGACGCCGGCCGGCUCUCCCUGUACCCCGAGCCCGGCGUGCGCCUGAGCCCCACGUACAUCCGCAGCCAGCCCCGGCCGCCCGGCAGCGGGGGGCUGAGCGGGGGCGCGUGCUACGCCUUCGCGGCAGCCCCCGGCAGCCCCCCGGGCUACGCGCCCGCCGCGGCCCCCCUCAGCCGCCGCAAAUCCAGCAGCCACUUGGACCUGGCGCGGGAGUUUUCGGGGCUGCACGCCUCGGAGAGCGGCUACGCGCCCGCCCGCGCCCGCCAGGAGCUGGGCACCCUCUACCAGGCGGCCGCGCGCUCCGACUACGUCCGCGACUACCUGGAGACCUACGGGAGGAGGAGCGGCGGCGGUGGCCUCGCCGUGGGGCCCCGCAGCCCCACGCAGGGCACCCCCGGCCCUGCCCUGCCCGCCUCGGCCGCCCGCUACGCCGGCCAGCCCUGCGAGAGCGCCGACGGCCGCUGCGGCGUGCCCGCCUGGGACCCCCCGAGCUCCAAGGCGGUGCAGGGGCUGACCGGCCUGCGCAACCUCGGCAACACGUGCUUCAUGAACUCCAUCCUGCAGUGCCUGAGCAACACCAAGGAGCUGCGGGAUUACUGCCUGCAGAACCAGUACCUGCGGGACCUCAACAACAACAGCCGCAUGCGCACCGCGCUCAUGUCAGAGUUUGCGAAGCUGAUCCAGCUGCUCUGGACCUCGUCGCCCAACGACUGCGUGAGCCCCUCCGAGUUCAAGACGCAGAUCCAGAGAUACGCGCCCCGCUUCGUCGGCUACAACCAGCAGGACGCCCAGGAGUUCCUGCGCUUCCUCCUCGACGGGCUGCACAGCGAGGUGAACCGCGUGCUGGUGCGGCCGCGGGCCGGCACGGACACCCUGGACCACCUCCCCGACGACGAGAAGAGCCGCCAGAUGUGGAGGAGGUACCAGGAGAGAGAGGACAGCCGGAUCGGGGACCUCUUCGUUGGGCAGCUGAAGAGUUCAUUGACCUGCAGUGAUUGCGGCUACUGCUCCACAGCCUUCGACCCCUUCUGGGACCUGUCCCUGCCCAUCCCCAAGAAGGGCUACGGCGAGGUGACCCUCAUGGACUGCCUACGACUCUUCACCAAAGAGGACGUGCUAGACGGGGAUGAGAAACCGACGUGUUGUCGCUGCAAAGCCAGGACAAGGUGCACAAAGAAAUUCAGCAUCCAGAAGUUCCCCAAGAUCCUGGUGCUCCACCUGAAGCGCUUCUCGGAGGCCAGGAUACGGACGAGCAAGCUCACCACCUUCGUCAACUUCCAGCUGAAGGACCUGGACCUGCGGGAGUUUGCCUCGCAGAGCUGCAACCACGCCGUUUACAACCUCUACGCGGUCUCCAACCACUCGGGCACCACCAUGGGGGGACACUACACCGCCUACUGCAAGAGCCCCGUCUCCAGCGAGUGGCACAGCUUCAACGACUCCCGCGUCACCCCCAUGUCGUCGAGCCACGUGCGCAGCAGCGAUGCCUACCUGCUCUUCUACGAGCUGGCCAGCCCCUCGUCCCGCAUGUAGCCGGCCCUGCCGCCCCGGGGACCCCGCGCCGACCGCCGCAGCUCCUCGCCGCCCGUCCUCCUCCGGUGUCUGCUGCUGCUCUCCAGAAACGGGGGCGAAGAGGGGAGAGACCGACGUGGCCACAGCCGAGAAGCCGA
This is a messenger RNA of Dromaius novaehollandiae (emu), 2353 nucleotides long. It is a transcript of the gene USP2, whose product is annotated as ubiquitin specific peptidase 2. Gene Ontology annotation, biological process: protein deubiquitination. Gene Ontology annotation, molecular function: cysteine-type deubiquitinase activity. Lineage: Eukaryota; Metazoa; Chordata; Aves; Casuariiformes; Dromaiidae. Bases 453 to 2216 code for a protein of 587 amino acids. The record is from RefSeq and is a predicted model, not a curated record. The transcript is spliced from 13 exons. Gene Ontology annotation, cellular component: cytoplasm.